AUGGCCAACGCUGUACAUGCAUUGGCGCCUUACUACUGCAUCACGCAGGCUCGUUGUAGAUUGUGUCAGUUUAUAUUGGCGGAUGAUGAGCUAAUUGUUGCUGCGGUUGGCGAUGAUCGAGUUUCCUGCGAAUUUUCAUUUGGUCGAUACACAACCUUCUACGAUGAUGAACUCAAUAUUAAGCUGCAUAUGUGUCUCGUGGGCGAAUGCCCAUUGCGUACCAAGGCGACAGUAUGCUUUCACGCCCGUUGCCACGAAUCCCGCUUCUACUCGAUAACUCCGGCAUUUCUAGCCGCUACACACUACACUUAUUCUCUGUCAUUGAGCGAGGAGCGACGACGAGCCCGCUAUAUUCAACAAGCUCUUGCAUACAAUCUGCAACACGCAGGACUCUGGCCCCGAGAGCUUCCCACAGAGCUGUGGACUAUGGUCGCUGGUCUUCUUCUGGAAGAUUGCGCCGCUCUUACAGCGCAAGAGCAGCUGCACGGGUGCGACAGCGCUGAAGAAUAUACACUCGAUCUAACACAACAUGUAUACGCAUCGUAUGUGAAGAUGGACGGUCAAUCAUAUGUCAAGAACCUCCGGAACACGGCCAGGACCGACGUCAAGGGAGAAAGCCAUAUUAUACUGCUAACCCCUGGCAUAUACGCGGAGGAGAAUGAAGGCAAGGAUAUGUUCGUGGCCGAGGACCAUCUCGGUAUUCGUCAAAUCGUCUUUGUCUCGCGCAAGCACUGCGACGAAUUGUGUCGUAGUCACUCGAGCGCGCCAGGCGCGUGGUAG
Fusarium mangiferae is the source of this 780-nucleotide messenger RNA. RefSeq lists its product as uncharacterized. Bases 1 to 780 code for a protein of 259 amino acids. The record is from RefSeq and is a predicted model, not a curated record. Lineage: Eukaryota; Fungi; Ascomycota; Sordariomycetes; Hypocreales; Nectriaceae. The transcript has 2 exons.